AACUUGUCUCCGAGAAAAAGAAUAAAAAUUAAAAAUUCAGUUGUUCAUCAUCUCUGUGUUCACUACCAUGCACUCUGUCAUCGCCAAUGGAUUUAUCUUCGUGGUUCCGACGCAAACUCUUGAAGAAUAGCGAAGAGACCAAAAGCCCAGAUCCCUCAGAGCAAACCCUCAUUCCCCAACAAAACAAAAAGGAAGAAGAGCAGCUGGGAGUCACAGAACAAUUGGUCGAUCUUGUCAAGUCCUUCACUUUGGACACUUUCAGGAAUUUCCCACUUCCAGAUGGUGAGGGAGCUGAAGAAGAUGAAGAUCUGUCUGGAUGGCAGGAAAGGCAUGCCACCAUUGUGCUUUCAAGAGUGAAGGAGCUUUCACAUCUGAGAUAUAAGCUAUGCCCCCGCUACCUGAAGGAACGUCAAUUUUGGAGAGUGUACUUUAUGCUUGUCAAGAAACAAGUGGCGGCAUACGAGCUGUGUGCGAUACAGCAAGAGAGGAUCAAAGAAAUGGCAGUGGAGAAUGAAAAGUCUACAAAUACCAGUGCAUGUGAAGUCGAAAUGUCAGAAGCAAAGCAGGGAGCAAAAUUAGCGCCUCCAACGCCAUAGCAUCACAUAAAUUGCAAUACGCAUUUCUUUUUAGCAGUAGGGAUGUAUUGGGUAGUAGGACUGUUCCGCUGGACAAAAACGUACGUAUAUGGUUAGAACAUGGAAACUUAUCCAUUCCAUUCAAUCCUUGUGCUGAUGAACUAGUGACUUGUUAACGUUUCAAUCAUCUAUCCAUUAUAUUUUUGUUGCUCGAUUUCAUC
Molecule: messenger RNA, 796 nt
Organism: Malus domestica (apple)
Lineage: Eukaryota; Viridiplantae; Streptophyta; Magnoliopsida; Rosales; Rosaceae
Source: RefSeq, a predicted model, not a curated record